UUUUUUUGUAACAAAGGGGCGUAAAUCUUACCUUGCCUACAAUCUACCGUUGACAUGAAGACAAACCUUUUCUUACCAAUCUUUACAUUUUAUGGCAAUAAAUAGAUUCCAAGCAAAUGACAACAAUCAUGGCGACAGUGCGACGUUUGAUUCUGCGAAAAAAACGAUGUAUUUUUAUUUUGGUUGCGGGAUGCUUAAUAUGUGCAAUAACAUCUUGGUUUUUCACAUAUCAAGCUUAUAAAGAUAUGAGGGAUGGAUCCUCCCUUGUCCAUAUGCCGCACCAGCUUACAGCACGACCAAUAGAACCUAAGUUCAAUGUGCUAGAGCCUCCAAAAUCUGAUGGCAAAAUAACAAUCAGCGAAAACCAUCACAUAGCUAGAACGCAGACAGCCACUAUUAAGACUACCGUAUCCGUUAGAGCAUUGCUAGUGAAAUCUCCACUGUCCAUACACAAUUCCACCCUGUCUUCCCAGAAAAAUGUGACAGAAGACAUAGAGGUCAAGAAAAAUAAAACACUCUCUCAGAUUGGUCUUCUAGGGCAUAAAGAGAAUGAGAAAAAUAUCACUAAAAUUGUUUUCCACAAAAUGAAAUGGAACUUAUCUGUGUCGUUUGAAGACAUUGGAAAUCUCAUGAAAGACACAGCAUUUCUUAACAAACUAAAACCACUCAAUUUGAGCGGCCCAAUGCUGACAAGCUCAAGAAAUAGAACUUCCAACUUUAGUUUGUCAAUGCCUAUAAAGAUGGGCUACUGUGACUGUUGGGAGCGGUACUGCUUCUGUUGUGUUCAGCUUGUCAAUGAAAAGCUACACUUGAACAACAAGACGUGUACUAAUUUUACUUUUAGUUCAAAAUCACACGAACUAGAUAUUUCAUUUAGAAUUGACAAUAAAACUGUGUACAAAGGAAGUAUAUCAGCUGAUGCUCCACCACUGUUAUGCAUUGGCUCAGUCCCAUCAGUUGCUGAUAUCUGCAUUCAUUUUUUCAACAUGCUGUACCGUGUGGACAGACUAAUGUUACACAAAAGUCAGAUUUUAGGUUGUAUGGGCGUUAGCCUCAAUAUAUACAACAAGACUGUCAGCAUAUUUCCUAUGGACUGUUUUCAAAUACCUGGCGAUCCCAAUCAUCAUCAUGCUAAAGAAAAUAUGAUUUUGCCAAACUUUGUACCUUGAAAAAGUUACAGUGUAUUAGUUCAGCUUGUUCAACAAAAAGUAUUAACAUUCAUAUUGAUCUGGAAGCAUACUCUAAUAGUUCAUCUCUUGUUGUGAACAAAAUAAUAAUAAUAAGACAUUGUCUUCGAUUGAUUUAUGUCAAUGACUUUAUAAAUAUGUCUUUCAUCCUUUUUGUUCAUUUUAUUAAUGCAAUAAUAAAACAUUAAGAUUAGAUCGGACACUGGGUUUUUUAUAUCUGAAAGUGUUUGAUUUUUCUCUUUCUUUGUGAUCAUUGAAUAUCUUGUGACCCUAUUAACAUUACUGAGAUAUAGCUACAGUAUUAUGGAAUUAUAUCUCUACAACGACUUUAAAAUAUUCGCUCAAGGUAAAGCAAUCUCAGUCAGCCUAGAACUAAAUAGCUGUUGUUGUUUUUUUCUUUACUUUGUAGAUUAAGAUUCCAAAUUUAAGGUUAUGAUUAUCAGCAUAGGAUUUUUAAAAAUUAAUUUUGUGUUUAUCGUGAUACUGUCAUGAUGUUUUUAUAUUUCACUUUUAAAUAAAAUUUAUAUUGUUUUUGCUGUUUAUUUUUUUAAAUGGUUCUGGGUUGGUUCACAGUUUUCUUUAUUACAAACCAACUAUUUUCUAUGUUGAUCAUUCAGUUAUUUGUGCACAGUAAAUGGCUUUAGUGUAUUAAUAAUUUGUAUUGUCCUACUUGUUUUUAGGGGUAUUUAUCGUUUUCAAUUUCCCUACAGUAGUCAUAGGAAAAAAAGACUGGCUGAUAGUGUUGAAAGUUAAAGAUGAUAGUGUUGAAAUGUAAAGUUGAUAGUGAGGGAAUGAGAACCUUGGCAUCUUUUUUUGUUUAUUGAAGAUAUUGCUAAAUAUCUACUUUUCAAAUGAGGCCUAUAGAAGGAAUUUGUGGGAAAAAAUUAAUUGCGAUGUAUUGUUUGUAUUUUAGCAUUUACAAAUAUUUAAUAAGAAAUGAACCCUUGGGAUUCAACUUCAACUUGUCCAGUUACCUCCACAUUCUCCUGCCUAUUCCCCUUUCAUUUUUUUUUAUUUUGUAAAUGUCCAACAUGAAGAAAUAAAUUAUUUGAUUGGAACAAUACAAUGUUUGCAAUUUUUGAUUGCAUCAUUCUAAUUUACUUCAUUAAUGGACAUUUAAAUAAAAUAAUCUUUAUAAUCCAUAAGGAAAUUUGUCUUACAAUUAGUGCAUUACACCAAACAAAACAUUAUAACUAUAGAAAACAAAAUAUUCAUUCACACCAGAUUACUCAAAAGUUACAUGUGAAAUGUUUAUAUCAGAUAGUGGUAUUGUAUUUAAUGAUUUGAUUGCCAGGGGAACAAAGGAGUUUUUGUCUCUGUAGGCGAUGUUUUAUAUCUCCUUUGUGAUAUAAAUUCCAGUUCCAGAGGUUUUUUUGUGUUUUUUUUUUAUUUCUAAAAUCUUUUAAGCUUUCUUAUAAAUUUUUUUAUCAAACAGUGUACUGUCUUAAAAAUGGCAUAAAAAUAUUAAUGUUUUAAGUAAUUUUACUAUCAUGUAAUCGAAAAAAAAUAUUUUGUUUAUUUUAUUUUUUUACAUUUUCUCUCUCUCUAUUUGAAGAUAUUGAUAGAAUUCACAUAUUUCAUAUCUAGUUAUUUUUAGUUUGCAGGCAGUUAUUGGAUGCUUUGAAUCCUCAAGAAUAAAAGGAUAAUAAUAGCCCAGAAGUGAUAAACCAAACAAACAAAAAAGUGUCCUUUAAUUAGCAUAUCAAAUUGUGUUAAGAUAAAUUCAGUGUGUCCAACUCUGUGGCAAGUUUUAACCAAUUCACAAAUAUCAAAUUUGUUCUUCUUAACUGAAAAAUACUGUUUAUUCCAUGUCUUUCUUGAUUGUAUUCUAUUCAGUCUCAAUAAUGAAUCUAACCUAAACAGUCAUUUUUUCCUGUCUAAACUAACCUUUUUGACUCUGUAGAUUAUAUAAUACCAGUAAACAUAAACAUUUCCUAAUUCUACAAGCUAUGUACCCUGACAACUGAAAGAAAAUGUAUGUAUCUAGGUUCAAUGAGCAUGAUAGCCUGUGUGAGAUACUUUCUUUUCAUUGACAUCACAUUAAAUAAUGAUAUUAAUUUUCUUAAUAGGAAAAAGCAAGACCAAAUAUAAGGGGCAUAUAUUGUCAUGCUGUAUGUCAAGUUGUCUUUGUAGAUAUUCUGUAUACAAUUAUCCUUAAUUUACUUUUACAUGUAGACUGUCUUCUAAAUGUUCGAGUGAUGUCUACAUGCCUGUCCCUCCCUUCUCCUCUUCUUGCUUGUUCCAACAGCAUAAGAGGAGGAUCCUUAAAUGUACAGGAAUAUAAAGUGUUUGCUUGUGGUUAGGUUUCAUGAAAUAUGUGUGUUGUUUCUGCCAAUGAUUUAAAGGACUUUCAUCUUUCACAGAAUGUAGAACAUCAGCAAGUGUAGUUGAAUGUAUUCUUCAAGUCUUCUUACUUAACAAGUGGCUUGUUUGUCCUUAUCAAAUGAAUUAAUAAAUGUAUUUACCAUACACUAAACAAAUGGAGAUAAAAGUGUUUAGGUAUGAACAAAUAUUGUUAUUUUGUAAGCCAUGAAUGUAAUUACUUUGAGCCAGUAAUGAUUUAAUUACUCAAAAGUUUAGCUUUUUCUUGAAAUGAAACAUUAUUCUGAUUCUGGCUACAACCUUUAAAUUCUGCUAUCAGGAAAGUUGACACCUUUCUUUGUCUCUUUCUCCACUAAUUUUCUUACUUUCUUUAAGCGCCCUCUCAUCCUGUUGUGUCCACCGGAGAGUCCUUGUCAGUGUUUCUCAGUAGAUGACUCCAAACAUUUCUGUCUUCAGUACUGGGUACAUUAUUACUUUUGUGGUAGACUUUAUAUACUUCUUGUCAGCUCAGAUCAGAUUGAAUUAAAACAGAUUCUUUUUGUCAGCUAAGUUCAGAUUGCAUUAAGUCUGAAGAUUCUUAGUAUUUAUCAGAAGUUUGAAAAGUUUCAAGCUUUAUGUCAAAGAGUUGAGUUUGAAGUUCCAGCAUUCAGACAUACACUCCUCUUCAAUGGUAUUCAGUCCUUACAUAAAUCUCCAUGUACAGCCUGUCUUUUUUUUUUUUUUUUUAUUUGACACAGUAUGAAAUCUUUUUCUGCAGUAAUUCUUUGUUGAAUAACUAUUUAUUAUAAAGUUUUCUUCUGCAUAAUUUCUGCUUUUUUUUAACCUAUUAAUAUUUGCUUUCCUAUUUUAAGUUAGCUAUCCCUGGCAUUGAAUUCUUCAUUUGCCAGAAAUACAGUUUGCUAUCUCUGGUAUUGAAUUCUUCAAUUGACACAAACACGCCUUGCUUGAAACAGGAAUUACAUUUAUUCAUCGCUUUACAAUGUUAUUGGGAGCAUAUGCCACUAUACUAGAGCUAGAUGUUUUAGCGCAUUUUAAAGUACACCUAAAUCGGUUGCACUGGAGUUGUUGUGACUUCACUGAGAGUAACUUUUGAGUGACGUACAUAGUGUCCUUCUGAUCUUCUACAUUUCCUCUACAAACUUCUGCUAGUCCAACUAGCUUGCAGCACUAUUGAACAAACUGAAUAGCUUUACUUCUUUUAUUGCCUGGGUCGAGUUUCCUGUCUGCUAUAUUAUUCUUUUUUUUCUGCAAGGUACAUCUUUACUUCUAUAUUCUCCCAUCUUGCAAGCAGUGGCGUAGCUAGGGUGGGGGAGGAGAAUUUGAAAAUCCCCCCCCCCCGGGCUCCCACUUAAGGGGGGGCCCCAAAUGAGUGUUUUUUACAUUAAAAAUUAAUAUUACGCAAAAUGCAGGAGCUCCCAAAGAGGUUAAGCCCCCCCCCCCCCCCCCGGGCCUCCAAACGAUGGAAAAUGCCUAGCUACACCCCAGCUUGCAAGGAUUUCAAAUUGUACAUGUAUGUAAAGGCAUGAUUAAAAUUGAAUUCUAUUUGGUGAGACUUAGUUUGGGAAAGAACAAAGUGUUUUAUCUCUGUUCUGGGUUGUUGUUUUUUUUCAUUUUUUCACUUUAGUUUUAUGCUACACUUCUCUAUCUUGUUGGUUUAAUCUUUUUAAAACCAUCACAAUGUUAGUAAUACAAGUUAUAUGGUGUAUUGAAAAUGAUCAAUUGUAUGCAGUAAAGACUAAUGCUUGGUUUCAGUGGUAUGUGUUAGUGGUUUUUCAAAACUUGAACCUAGCAAUGUCCCAUUUAUGUAUUUACAAGGUAAAAACACUUUUAUGUAUAGAUUAUCAGGUUUAAGAAAAUGAUACUGUAGUUAAAUUUUAAAGACAUCCUUCUUCACCAUUAUAGUUAACUUGUGGAAGGUUGGUAAGGGGAGAUAACAAACAUGUUGGUUCACGUGAACAAAAAACUAUGAAAUGUAUUUUGUAUAUUAAAAAUUUAUUGUUAUGAAAUAGU
Messenger RNA from Biomphalaria glabrata, 5519 nucleotides. RefSeq lists its product as uncharacterized. The transcript is spliced from 5 exons. NCBI's taxonomy places the organism in Eukaryota, Metazoa, Mollusca, Gastropoda, Planorbidae. The record is from RefSeq and is a predicted model, not a curated record. Bases 117 to 1169 code for a protein of 350 amino acids.